CACAUCUUUGACAUCAAAUUUCUUAUCAGCCAAACGGAGUCUGUGAUUUCUCUAAUUUCUAAGUUUAAAUUUUACAUGUUUUAAAUUUCAACUAAUUUAUGAUAUUAUAUAGUAGUUCACAUUAUACAAUAUUCUCUAAUUCUUAUUUUCAAAGUAUGAAUUAAAUAAUUCGUACGAAUAUUGGCGCCCUAUAUUACCUAUAGUAUUAUUGGAAAAGUUCAAAUAGUCGGCCCUUCAGCAAUUAGAAGUCAUGGUUGAAAUAGAGACAUUAGAAUUCAAUUUUGUUGAAUUUCCAAUAACUGAUAAGGUUGAAAUGGAAAUUCGAAUUAUAAAUGAUGGUGAAAUGGUUUACGAAGAUUUUUAUAAAAACUUUAUGUUAAAUAACUCUCCGUGCGUAAUCAAAAAUGUUUGUGGAAAUUGGAAAGCAUACAAUGAUUGGGUUCUAAAUAAUAGAAUAAACUGUAAAUAUUUUACACAAAAUUAUGGUGAAUUUGAGGCUCCUGUUGCAGAUUGUGAAAAGAUUGACUUCAAUGCUCAGUGUAAGUUCACUAUGAAAGUUAAAGAAUUUAUGGAUUAUUUAGAACAUUGCAAUAAAGAAAAUCUCUUAUAUCUAAAAGAUUGGCAUUUAAAAGCAAAAUUGAAGCAAAUUAAUGUAAGAAAUGAUUUUUACAAGGUUCCUGAAUAUUUUGCCUCUGAUUGGCUUAAUGAAUAUGCAGAAGAUAAUGGAGAGGAUGACUUUCAGUUUGUUUACAUUGGCCCAAAAGAUUCAUGGACACCAUUGCAUGCUGAUGUAUACACAUCAUAUAGUUGGUCUGUCAAUAUUGUUGGAAAAAAGCAAUGGGUAUUGUUCCCACCAGGUGAAGAAGAAAAACUCAGGGACUCUCUAGGAAACUUGCCAAUAUUAUUUAAUAAGGAAAAUUAUGAAAACAUCAGAUAUUUAGAAGUUAUUCAAGAAAGGGGCGAUGCAAUAUUUGUUCCAACUGGUUGGCACCAUCAAGUUGUUAAUUUAUAUGACACAAUUUCUAUAAACCACAAUUUCAUUAAUUCCUGUAAUAUAGAAAAGGUUUGGAAUGCCUUACAAAAGAAUUUGAGCGAUGUUGAAAAAGAAAUUGAGGAAUUCAAGGAUAGCCCUGAGUACUUAAAACAAUGUCAACUAAUUUUAAAAUCUAUAUUUGGUAUGAAUUUUAAAUCUUUUAUUAAAUUAAUUAUGCACAUAGCUGAAAAGAGAUUAAAUCAAAUAAAUAGUAUGCCAUUUACAGUAUUUGAUUCAUAUAAUUUUGGUGAUAACCAUAUAAAGUUUGAUUUACACAUUUUGCAUAAAAUUUUUAACCUAGUAGAAAAUCAUGCAUUAUUUAAUAAUGGUUUAAUAGGAAAUAUAGUAUCACAAUUUCAUGAUAUUAAAAAUAGGAUGAUGCAAUAAAUAAAUUAUAAAUAUUAGCUCUGAUUUUACAAUAUGAAUGAAAAUUCAGAAAUUGCUAUAUUAAUUCUGUUGGUAGU
This is a messenger RNA of Pieris rapae (cabbage white), 1497 nucleotides long. It is a transcript of the gene JMJD4, whose product is annotated as 2-oxoglutarate and iron-dependent oxygenase JMJD4. The record is from RefSeq and is a predicted model, not a curated record. Gene Ontology annotation, cellular component: nucleus; cytoplasm. Bases 251 to 1420 code for a protein of 389 amino acids. NCBI's taxonomy places the organism in Eukaryota, Metazoa, Arthropoda, Insecta, Lepidoptera, Pieridae. Gene Ontology annotation, molecular function: sequence-specific DNA binding; histone H4R3 demethylase activity. The transcript has 2 exons. Gene Ontology annotation, biological process: positive regulation of translational termination; negative regulation of gene expression; protein hydroxylation.